Messenger RNA from Emiliania huxleyi CCMP1516, 366 nucleotides. RefSeq lists its product as hypothetical. NCBI's taxonomy places the organism in Eukaryota, Haptophyta, Isochrysidales, Noelaerhabdaceae. The transcript has 2 exons. The record is from RefSeq and is a predicted model, not a curated record. The coding region runs from base 1 to 366 and encodes 121 amino acids.
AUGCGCGUUUGCGGCUUGCCUGUGCUCUCGGCCGCCUCGCUGAGCGAGACCGAGCGCGGUGCUGGUGGCGCCGACACUGCCGAUCCGUCGAGCACUGCGACGGCUGCUCAACCAAUGAGAGUCGGCAGCGCUGCCUCUGCGGCUGGUGCGCCGGCACAAACCACGCCAAGCGACUGCAAACUGGGCGCAAACCUGUCUGGCAAUGCUCUGGGCGAGGAUGUCACGGCCUCGCUGGGCCAGAACGUCGGCCCCGAGUGCUCCGCAGCAGCCUCGCUGAGCCAGAACGUCGGCUCGCGAGGUGGGGUGCUAGUCUGGGACCCAUACGUGGCAGUUCCCUUGCUCCAAGCGCUUGCGCUUCGGCGGUAG